This is a messenger RNA of Liolophura sinensis, 1284 nucleotides long. RefSeq lists its product as uncharacterized. The record is from RefSeq and is a predicted model, not a curated record. Lineage: Eukaryota; Metazoa; Mollusca; Polyplacophora; Chitonida; Chitonidae. The transcript has 13 exons. The coding region runs from base 1 to 1284 and encodes 427 amino acids.
AUGGCUAAAAGUCGCAUUGCAGAAGAACAGGAAAACGAUAAACCUCAUGAGUCUUUAGAAACUCCAAAACGAAGCCAUGCUACUCAAAAGAAAGCUAUCACCCGGACCGCCAUGGGGGAGUAUAUUGUACCUCCGGGAGGCAAACCGCUCACCGUCCUAGCCAAUCCCAACGUUCCCGGUCCCGCCAGUUACUUGCCUAGAAUUGCGGUCACCAAACCCUCUGCACCACAAUAUUCUCUCAAAGGCCGAUACAAACAAUCAGAAGGCGAUCAGCGGCCAGGACCUGCCGACUACCAGGUGGAUCAUGACUUACUGUGGAAGAGAAAGACGCUGAUGCUAAAAGGCCGUGAACAAGAAAUCUCCUUCGUGGAACCAGGAGCUAACGACUUGGGGCCUGCGGGAUACAACAUAGAAUAUGACACAGUCGGUAAAGGUCGCCCCAAGUACAGCAUCAAAGGCAGGAAGCCAUUCAAGUUGCAAACUGGUCCUACGACACUCAUGUUUCAAGCGAUAGACACAGCAGGUCCGGCUGAUUAUAAUCUGUCCAGUGUUCCAGCCUGGGACGGUCCGGCAUAUAGUUUGGCUAAGAGAUUGCCCACUCUUCCCGGUGGCGUUGGCGAGAAAAGGCCAGGUCCCAAUGAAUAUGAACUAGGGACUACUGUGGGUAAAUGUGAAGGUGCCUCUAUGACGAGUCGGCGGGAGACUUUCAAGCCGCAGGAAACACCAGGCCCUAACAGCUAUACCCUAAAGGAUACCAUAGACCUUAAUGCCAAGGCAGCCUCCUUGACAUACCGCUGGUAUGAUGAAGAUAAAAGGGAAGAAGGUACCCCUGGAGAUGGCCCUGCCAAAUACGAUAUCCGUAAAAGCUUUGCGGAAAAUGACAAACCUGCUUUUACAAUGGGAAAGAGAUUAAAGGAGAGCGAAAAGGAUAACACUGGCCCAGGUCCUGGUCAAUACGAGGUCAAAGCUAGACCUGAAAUGAAGUCUGCACCAGAAUUUUCCUUUGCAAAGCGCCUUCCCAAGUUACUCAGAACGAGUGGCCCCGGUCCUGCGCAGUACAAACCCAAACUUUUGGACGGAGCUCCUAUGUAUACGAUGACCCGCCGCCCCGCUAGUCACAAAGGAAAAGUGAAAUCUUCUCCCGGCCCUUACCGACUUCCAGAAGGCGCCACCCGAUGGGGGAGACAGGUUGGAGGGGGCAUUACAUUUAAAAGUCGGGCCAGCCCAUUUGUCUACUCAGGCUUCAAGACACGCAAAAUUUUCGAACCGAUGUCACCUUUAUAA